Molecule: messenger RNA, 2392 nt
Organism: Lactuca sativa (garden lettuce)
Lineage: Eukaryota; Viridiplantae; Streptophyta; Magnoliopsida; Asterales; Asteraceae
Product: YTH domain-containing protein ECT4
Biological process (GO): mRNA destabilization
Cellular component (GO): cytoplasm
Molecular function (GO): mRNA binding
Source: RefSeq, a predicted model, not a curated record
AUGCUACUCCAGAUGCACACACGCACAAGUACGUGUACAUGUUGUGUGUUAUAUAUAAAGUUGUAUCUAUAUAUACGACCUAAAACCCUUUCAAUUUUUAAUUUCUUCGAUAUUCCUUAAUAGUUUUAAUCUCUAGUGAUGAUGAUAUGAGGAAUUCGAAUUUGAUUAUUCAAUCUUUGAUUUUUCCGAUUUUGUUUUCAUUGGUUUUUUUCAAGAAUUUUUAAUAUUAUUGAUUUGAUUUGAGGAGUUCCCAAAAAAUCAUGGAAGAAAAAGGUCAACAGGGAAAAGAUCGAGUCUCUCCUGCUUCAAUCUCAGCUUUGCCCUUACAUGGUGAUGGGCUUGUGCCUGAUAACUACAUGGAUAAGCCACUUUCUCCCAAAGAUGAAAGGAUUGUUUCUCCAAAUCCUUCUCCAGAUGCAGCCCUCACAGGUUCCAUGAGAAAUAUAUCCAACCAAUCAGAACCAUUGAAUGCAAGUGGAGCUCCAACCCCUGUAAAUCCAUCCAAUAUUUUUGCUCCUCCAGAGCAAACCUACUUUUAUGGAGGUUAUGAUGAUGGGUCAGCUAACUGGGGAGACUAUUCUAAUUAUGUUCAUGCUAAUAACUUGCAGAUUGUGCCUCCGGCAAUUUACAAUGAGAAUGCAUCAUCACUAUUAUUUCACCCUGCAUAUGGAUUCGAUUACAGCCAGUUUUCUCCUGUUGCUAGUCCCAUGUCUCCAAUAAUGAUAGAUGGACAGCUGUUUUCACCUCAUCAAGUUCCAAUCUCUCCUUCUUACUACUCACAGCCUGUUUCUCCUAACUUACCUCAAACCGAUCUUUCACCACAACCAAACAGUGGGAUGCAAAUGCAAGAGGGUCUUGGGGACAAUGUUUUUAUGGCUCCAAGUCCAGGAUCAGGUUAUUAUUUACAAUAUGGUUCUUUUGGUGGUGUGAAUGUGAAUGGAAACCCUUCUGGAAAUAACAAUUUUGGAUAUUAUAAAUAUCCAGGAGACAUUGGGUCUAAUGAAUCAAUGUCUUCAGAUACUAGUAGCUUUGUGUCUCCAAUCACAUCUGGGGGUUUAUACCCUGCUCCACUUGGUAUUCUUGGGUCAUAUGAACACAUUUUUAGUCAGAUUCCGCAACAGCAGGCUGGAUACGGAUACGGAUACGGGUCAGUAUCCGGAUCCGGAUCCUCCACAAGACGCUACCCACAAAGCGGAUCUUUUCGAGGGCAUAACUAUGGAAACAAUUCCAUUUUUCAAGGGGAAGCAAGUCGCCUGAACCGUUUCAUCCCUGAAAAAGGAGGGAAACAUAGGGACAAAGAUGGAAUUAGCAUGAUUAGUGAACCACAUGGUACUACCAGUGAUCGAAACAGGGGACCAAGGGCGUCAAAGGCAAAAGGAGAGCAGAUAUUAUCUCCCGAGGGUAAAAUCGACCUUUACAAUCAACCGGAUUUUGUCACGAGUUAUGAGAAUGCAAAAUUCUUUGUAAUAAAGUCUUUUAGUGAAGAUAAUGUCCAUAAAAGUAUCAAGUAUAGUGUUUGGGCAAGUACCCCUUUGGGAAACAGAAAACUUGAUGCUGCUUAUCAAGAAGCAAAGGAAUCUGAAGCCAAUUGUCCAGUCUUUCUCUUCUUUUCUGUAAAUGCAAGUGGACAGUUUUGUGGAGUUGCAGAAAUGGUGGGACCCGUAGAUUUUGUGAAUGAUGCAGAGUAUUGGCAGCAGGACAGGUGGAGUGGCCAAUUCCGUGUCAAAUGGCACAUCAUCAAAGACGUUCCAAAUAGCCGAUUCCGACAUAUUCUUCUUGAAAAUAAUGACAACAAACCUGUUACUCAUAGCAGAGAUUCACAAGAGGUGAAACUAGAAGUGGGGAUUGCAAUGUUGAAGAUCUUUAAAGAUCAUGAUGCAGAGACAUCAAUCUUGGAUGAUUUUGGUUUCUAUGAUGAACGAGAGAAGGAUUUGCAGGAAAAAAGGUCAAAAGAGCGUGAAUUUACCAAAAACACCCUCAAUGUCAAUGAUACUUCAAUAACUCAACUUGCUGAUAAAGUUGCAGACUCCCUCCAUGUGGAUGAGAAGACGGAAAUACAGUAAAACAAAAAAAAUAGUAAAUCGGUUGUUCUUUUAUACUCCCGGAAGUGGUAAAAGUUGAAACUACUCUGACCCGUAAAUUGUUUUAGUAAAAUAUGGUAAUUUUUCGGUGUUUUGAGAGGGAGUGGGGUAUGGGAGUUUGACUGUUUGACUUUUGGGCAACCUUGUAAUUUGUCACCCCUUCUUGUUUCUAAAAGGGUAGGUGGUGGUGAGAGAAGGAUAUGUAGUUUAAAGUUUUUUGGUUUAUUUGUGGUGGUGGUUAUUGAGUUGCUCCUCAAAAGUGUACAAUUUCUAAAGUAAAAGAAUUAAUGAAAAUAUAUUAUGCUAGCAAA